AUGGAUUUCAUGGAGAAAGUUAAAAAGUUGCCGAUGCACGAUAAGAAAUUAAUGAGUUCUGAUGUGGAUUUCCUAUUUACUAAUGGCCCGCUUGACGAUGUGAGAGAUUUUCUUGAAAGAGAACUUCCUUCAUCAUCUCAGAAGAUCCCUGUUCCGGUUAAUUGCUUUAUCAGACUCAUUCGUGUGUCUGUAACGGAUAAUGCAACAGGACAGUGCCAGUUAUCUAUUAAUUAUUCCACACAACCCAUAAAGUACAAUGCGGCCAAUGCUGCCCUUGAUACCAGCUAUUCACCCUAUCCCGAGCAAGGACUGCCCAAAGUUUUACAUAGGCGUGAAGUUAGCUACGCCAGAGAAUCAAAUGCAACAUUACUCAGCCUGAAGACAACCAGCAAUGAUUCUGACGGGUUCACUAUCUGGGAAGAACAAGAUUUUCUCAUCCCAGAUAAAAGCACACCAGGAGCGUAUAAGGCAGGUCCCCGACUGCAUGAAAAUGCCGACGUGCUCUUCAGACAGAUUGAGAAUGACGUUUACAACACAAAACAAUUCAUUUUAGCGCAGCUCCGACUGCUGAAAAGUCGGGUAUCAAAUACAGCCGAUCAGGAUGUAUUAACCGUUCUUACUGAGGAUAUCACACACCAUUUCAGAGUGACCCAGUACGACAUCUGGAGAUUCCGUACUGAAUCCGGCCUGCAAGCUUGGCAGACGAAAGAGGUACAGGAACUUAGCGACCUCAUACAGCACCGAAUCCACGCAUUGCAGAAUCCCACGGACUGUGCCUCUGCCAAGAAAUUACUCUGCAAUUACCCACUCCUGAUCAAGACUCGUGGAAUGGGCAGCCAAAUUCACCACCUCAGCUACUGCGCCAUUGCUGCAUAUGGGACACAGAGAACGCUCAUUAUUAAACCCACGGAAUCGAGCAACACAGGUCUAGCCUUGAGCAACUACUUCCUCCCACCGAGUGAAAACUGCACCACUGAAGCUAGCAUUCCUAGAGUUUUAGGAAACGGUAGGUCAAGAGUUGUGCAAUUCCCUGACAGUGACAAACCCAGACCACGCCCUAGUUACCUCCCAAAAUCAGUCCCAAGGGACAUAGCUCAACGCCUCAUGAAUGCCCACGGCGACCCCUUUGCCUGGUGGAUGGGGCAGUUAUCCAAGUAUAUCCUGAGGCUGAAUGGUGAAUUCAAGGAUUACAUUGAAAAGCAAAGCAUUCGUCUGGGUUACGAGAGUCCUGUUGUUGGGCUAAAGUAUGGAGGAUCUCGGAGUAGCAGGAGGCCCCAGAGGUAUGGAGCCAGGGCGCCAACUCAGCAUGACGCCCAUGGGGCAAAUCCAAAGGGAACCCCACAGGUGGAUGUUGGGCCUGCAAACCCCCUUAUUUGGGGCAGUGCCCGCGGGGGUGUCAUCCACCCAGAGCAACUGCCCAAGGCUUAA
Molecule: messenger RNA, 1428 nt
Organism: Penaeus chinensis
Lineage: Eukaryota; Metazoa; Arthropoda; Malacostraca; Decapoda; Penaeidae
Product: alpha-(1,6)-fucosyltransferase-like
Exons: 9
Coding region: 1-1428 (475 amino acids)
Biological process (GO): protein N-linked glycosylation
Molecular function (GO): alpha-(1->6)-fucosyltransferase activity
Source: RefSeq, a predicted model, not a curated record